AUGACAUCCCGCCGCACGACCAUCCACGCAGCAGCUGCUGCCACCCUCCUCUUGGCAGCCUUGCCGGUGAGCGCUGUCAGGAACGGGUUGGCAAUCACGCCACCCAUGGGCUGGAACAACUGGAAUGCUUUCGGGUGUGAUGUGUCAGAACAUCUUCUACUAAGUACCAGCGAAGCGGUCGUGAACCUCGGCCUACGAGACCUCGGUUACGAUCAUGUCGUCUUGGACGACUGCUGGCAGGACCCCGACGGACGGACCGCUGACGGCAAGCUCCAGCCGGAUGCCGACAAGUUCCCCCGGGGCCUGAAGGCCAUCGCGGAUGACUUGCACUCGGAGAACCUCAAGUUCGGCAUGUACUCGUCGUCGGGAGAGAUGACAUGUGCACGAUUUGAGGGAUCUCUCGAUCAUGAGGUCGACGACGCAGCCAGCUUCGCGUCUUGGGGCGUCGACUUUUUGAAGUAUGACAAUUGCUACAACAUGGGUCGCAUCGGCUCCCCGGUGGGUACGUUCAACCGCUUCAAGGUCAUGGCAGACGCUUUGAACGCGACGGGCCGUCCGAUUGAGUUCAACCUGUGCAACUGGGGCGAGGAUUACGUACACACCUGGGGCAUGUCGAUUGCCAACUCGUGGCGGAUCAGCGGCGACAUCUACGACAGCUUUACACGGCCCGAUGACUUGUGCAGCUGCACCGAUCCUCACGACCCCCUCUGCGUUGCCCCAGGCACGCACUGCUCGGUCCUCUUCAUCUUGAACAAGAUUGCACCCUUUGCCGACAAGAGCAUUCCUGGAGGGUGGAGCGAUCUCGACAUGCUCGAGGUGGGCCAGGGCGGCAUGACACGUGAGGAGCAACGUGCUCACUUUGCCAUGUGGGCUGCGCUCAAGUCACCGCUCAUGUUGGGCAACGACCUGCGCAUCAUGCCGGCCGAGGCGCUGGCUAUUGUGAGCAAUCCUGCCGUUAUCGCCUUGAGCCAGGACCCGCAUGGCCGCAGCAUGUUUCGCGUAAAGAAGACCGUUGGCGGUGAGCUUCAGCCCGACGAGUAUGGGGCCCAGGAGAGCCACGUCUGGAGCGGCAGGCUGCAUAAUGGCGACCAGGUGGUGAUACUCCUGAACGCUGCCGGAAACGACGUCGAGAUGACCGCCAGUCUCAAGGACAUCUUCGUCGCUGACGGCCCGGGAGGCUCGGCACCCCAAGUCAGGUAUGCGUGGGCGAUUCACGACCUUAUGGCAAGCGAGAUGCCUGUAGAGACAGCCCAGGCUCUUCUCGACGCUUCUAAUGACCGUGUCAAAACAACAAGCAUUCUGAAGAAUGCGAACUGGUACAACGCCACCGAGACGCCGUACGCAGUUGGUCUGGAGAAGGAAGACCCCAGGCUGUUUGGUGAAAAGGUUGGCGAGGUCGAAGCCAAGGGCGCAAUCAAGGUCAUGGUGCCCAGCCACUCUGCCAAAGUAUACCGUCUGAGGAGAAUCUCCAAGCCUGGUGACAACUUCAAGCAGAAGAGCCACGACAGGACGACGCGGGAGGUCAAGGAGGAGCUCUGA
Pyricularia pennisetigena is the source of this 1539-nucleotide messenger RNA. RefSeq lists its product as uncharacterized. Gene Ontology annotation, biological process: carbohydrate metabolic process. The record is from RefSeq and is a predicted model, not a curated record. The coding region runs from base 1 to 1539 and encodes 512 amino acids. Lineage: Eukaryota; Fungi; Ascomycota; Sordariomycetes; Magnaporthales; Pyriculariaceae. The transcript is spliced from 2 exons. Gene Ontology annotation, molecular function: alpha-galactosidase activity.